AUGGAUAAACUAUAGAGGUCUAGACAAAGCAAUUCUUUUAUAAAAGAAGUUUCGAAAAAAAGAAAUCAUAGGUUUAAAGCUUACAAAAUUAUUUAUUUAGAUUAAAUUUUAGUUUCGAGAAAUUUCUUUUAUAUCAAAACCUUUGAGCUGAGUCACAUUGUAAAUUUAGAUUAACAUUUUUGUUUUGGAGGUUCAAUAUUAACAAAUAUUAAUAGUAUUAAGUACUGGAAUGGACAUCGAUUGAAAGUUUAUGUAGGUAAUAUUCGAAAGCAUAAUUUAUUAUUUUAUAUACACUUCUGUGGAAGCACAUCUUUAUAUGAUAAAGCUUCUCCAGUGGAUUUAUAUGCUUAUCAUUAAAACCCAACUGCCUAAAUAAUAAUUACAGGUGAGACAUUAUUUUGGGGAAUUGUAGAACUGUAAUUAUUCAUAGAAAAAUGCCCAAAUGGUUGUGAUUCAUAUGACGAGAAUGGAUGCUUAAAUUAAAUAUUAUAUAUUCCUUCUAAAUCUUUCACUUAUAUUGAUUUAAAUGAAGGAUGGUAAUAUGAUAUAAUUUCCUAUAAAAAUAUUUGA
Paramecium sonneborni is the source of this 570-nucleotide messenger RNA. Lineage: Eukaryota; Ciliophora; Oligohymenophorea; Peniculida; Parameciidae. The record is from the annotation of a GenBank genome assembly.